Molecule: messenger RNA, 1715 nt
Organism: Selaginella moellendorffii
Lineage: Eukaryota; Viridiplantae; Streptophyta; Lycopodiopsida; Selaginellales; Selaginellaceae
Product: protein PHLOEM PROTEIN 2-LIKE A10
Exons: 1
Coding region: 13-1644 (543 amino acids)
Source: RefSeq, a predicted model, not a curated record
UUUCGCGGAGCCAUGGAAAUGGCGCUGUCCGCCAGGCGCCGCAAGAGAAUCCUCCUUCUCGCUGCCGCCGCCGGGGUCGGCGGCUACGCGUCCUACAAGGUAUACAAAUCGUCCUUCGUCACGCGCAAGAGGAGGAGAGUGGCAUCGCUGAUCGACAGUCUUGUGCAAAUGAUCGAGAUGUUUGCCAUGGGAAUCGACUCCACCUCGCUCGUGGCUGGCGAUCUUAGAAAUUUCCUCCUCUCGGACGACGACGAGGUCCCCCGGAGCCUCAAACAGGGCCUCAAGAUCGCCAAUUGUAGAGAAUUCCAGGACGCUCUCACGGCCUUUUCUUCCUGCGUUUCAAGGGGGCUGGUUAGAAGCAUAGCGGAUGCCGGUAGUGAUGAAUUCUCUGUUUCUAGAAGAAGGAAUGAACGACAAAGCCACGAGAAAGGUAGCCGGUCCAGGGAUGGAAAUGCAAAGUUCCAGAAUGGUGGUGAGGAAUGCGAUAGCAGCAUGGAGUGUUCCAGUCUCAAGCAAGAAGAGCGGCUCCCCGAGAGGGUACUCCAGAAAAUCUUCAGCGAUCCUGGCAAGGGAUUUGCUUCGGCGGUUCUCGGCUCAGUGGCUAGAAACACGAUUCUCUCUAUGCUGGAAGGCUUACAGAUUCAGCACAACCGAUCGAGGGGAAGUGACUGGGACUCGAGAGGAUUGGCUCCAGAUGUUUGUCCUCCGGAACAGGGAUUAGAACGGCCAAUUCCAUUUGAAGCGUCGGAUACUUUGCUCGACCUGUGCUCCAGCAACCGAGGAAGGUCCUUCGUCGCGGCUUGCAUCGAGGCUUUUGUUGGCACGGCCGUGACGGUUUUCCUGGAGAAGACCAAGGACGUGAACUUUUACGAAGAGGUGGUGGCUGGGGUGACCAAGCCGAGCCACCAGGCUGCUGUGAAGGAUCUCUUUAGCUCAGUUUGCAGCAGCGCAGUGGAGACCUUCGUGAGAACCUCGCACGAAGUUUUGAGCUCCAGUCCUCCCAGGUCCGGGUCAGGAGAAGCCGGCGCCCAAGAGCAUCUCAAGAAAGAGGUUGUGAAGGAGCUUGUCAAGACAGUGGAUUGUUUCAAUGACGGCCUUGGAGCGGCUAGCGAGAGCGAUUCCCUGGCAGCCUCCGGGAAAACUUACAAGACAACAGCUCCGAGCUCCUUGGAGGAACUGGAAGGCCAGGCCAACAUGAUACUCGUGACGAGCAGUCACGGGAGCUCCAGGAUCAACGUGCUGCCAAACUGGGUGGACGGGAUCUCCAGGACGCUGGCGGUUCCCAGCAACAGGAACCUCCUGAUCGACGUCGCCGGGACGGUAACGUCGGAGGCGAUCCAUUCCUUCUUCGACGUGUUCCUGGGAGUCCUCUCGCCAUAUCUCCGGGGAAACCUCCAGCUCCGGGGCCUCACGAGGCGCGAGAGAGACGCCAGGAGCUACAACUUGGCGGAGGUGGUGGAGGACCAUGGCGGACGAGAGAACCCGAGCGGCGACAUCACGCGCAAACCUGGGCGACUUGCCAGAUUCUGGGCAUGGGUUAGCGAAGCCUGCAAAGACGUGGCUGGAAGAAUGCUGGUGAUGCUCACCUUGAGCUCCGCCAUGGCCAUGCACGUCCUGUUUGACGUACCAGCUUUAGAAGCAUAGAAAGAUGUUGUAUAUAUGGUAAAUAACGAAGAUCAGUAUGUGUGGUAAAAUAAUGAAAUAAUCACUCCUUU